AUGCCCGUGGGGCCUGAAGGGACUUUGUGCGGCGAAGGAAGCCAUUGAGGGUUCGGUCGCAGUUUUCGGAGAUGCCGCCCAAGGGAAAGAGCGGUUCCAGGAAAGGGGGGAAAGGGGGAGCCGCCUCCGGGAGUGACAGUUCUGACAAGAAGGCCCAGGGUCCCAAAGGUGGUGGUAAUACAAUAAAGGUUAGACACAUUCUGUGUGAAAAACAUGGGAAAAUCAUGGAAGCCAUGGAAAAGUUAAAGUCUGGAAUGAGAUUCAAUGAAGUGGCCACACAGUAUAGUGAAGAUAAAGCCAGGCAAGGGGGCGACUUGGGUUGGAUGACCAGAGGUUCCAUGGUGGGACCAUUUCAAGAAGCAGCAUUUGCCUUGCCUGUAAGUGGGCCAGAUAAGCCUGUGUUUACCGACCCUCCAAUUAGGACAAAAUUUGGAUAUCAUAUUAUUAUGGUUGAAGGGAGAAAAUAAAAUGGUAUGAAAGACUGAA
Messenger RNA from Nyctereutes procyonoides (raccoon dog), 486 nucleotides. RefSeq names its product peptidylprolyl cis/trans isomerase, NIMA-interacting 4 (gene PIN4). Bases 72 to 467 code for a protein of 131 amino acids. The record is from RefSeq and is a predicted model, not a curated record. The transcript is spliced from 4 exons. Gene Ontology annotation, biological process: rRNA processing. Gene Ontology annotation, molecular function: DNA binding; peptidyl-prolyl cis-trans isomerase activity. NCBI's taxonomy places the organism in Eukaryota, Metazoa, Chordata, Mammalia, Carnivora, Canidae.